AUGGCGCGGCUGGAGACGGGUUUGUGGGGUGGAAGAGGGCUGGGCAGGAGAAGGCGCCCCUGGGAGAUGGAUUUGCGGGAGAGGGGUUGGCAGGAGAAGGCAUGGUGGGAGACAGUGCGGCCGGAGAUGGCCUUGUGGGAGAGGGCUCUGCGGGGACGGCAUGAAUAUAGUGAUGGUGGUAGCUUACCUCAAGGAAGAAAGAAAAGUUGGAGUUCUUUCCGAGGUAAUUUUGGCAAGAGGAACCCUCGUUAUGAACAUGGUGGAUAUAAGCCUCAGCCUUCCCACUUUCAGGAGGAUUAUAGAAACGUGAGGAUGAGGGAUGUCCAGGCGGACGUCCAAACAAGACAUGCUCCCUAUACCACUGACCACAAGAGAAGAGUGAAGUUGCAUAAUGAAGGCUGUAUCCAGAUUACUGUGUGGAGAAAUAAAAAAUUUCUUAAGGGAAAAGUUGGGGAGAAUGCACAAGAUGGAACCCUGGGGAGCUGGUUCAAGAUCAAAGUUCCUGAUGGGAUGAAGUAUGACAAGACAUGGCUAAUGAAUUCAAUCCAGAGACAUUGCAGUGUCCCUUUCACUCCAGUGGAUUUCCACUAUGUGAAAAACUGGGCCCAGUUCUUUGUCCAGGAUGCUAGCGCUGCCUCCGCAUUGAAGGAUAUCAGCUACAAGAUUUGUGAUGAGGAGAACAAAAAGAUACCUAUCUUUGUCAGUACUUCUGCUGUACCCUACUCUGUGCGGGAUAAGUUGGAGCCAAAGGAAAUGGAGCAGCUAAAGCUGACCAUGACCAAGCGAUAUGAUCCCUCCCAGAAAGCUCUUGACCUCCAGAGUCUUCGCUAUGACCCUGACUUGGUGGGCCUUGAUAUUGAUAUAAUCCUGAAUAGAAGAAACUGCAUGGCUGCCACCCUGCAGAUCAUCAAAAAGAAUUUCCCUGAGCUGUUGUCCUUGAACUUGCGCAACAACAAACUGCACCAGCUGGAUGGCCUGUCUGACCUUAUUCAGAUAGCCCCCACAGUCAAGAUCCUGAACCUCUCCAGAAAUGAGCUGAAGUCAGCAUGUGAGUUGGACAAGAUGAAAGGGCUAAAGCUUGAAGAGCUAUGGCUGGAAGAGAACCCCUUCUGUGGUACCUUCCCAGACCAGUCCACCUACAUAAGUGCCAUCAAGAAAUGUUUCCCCAAGUUGUUAUGCCUGGAUGGCCAGGCAUUACCACCACCAACUACUGUUGACAUUGACAAACCCUACUUAACAAAACCUUGCGAGGAAAGCUAUAAAAGAUGUGAGGCACUGAAGAGUCUAGUCAUGCAAUUCCUGCAAGAAUACUACUUUAUUUAUGACUCUGGAAACCGACAGGGUCUCCUUGGUGCUUAUCACGACGAGGCCUGCUUCUCCCUGACCGUUCUCUUCAAUCCCACGGACCAAGCCCCAAGCAGCUUGUUUGAGUACUUCAAGGAUAACAGGAAUAUGAAGAACCUCAAGGACCCCUUUCUGCGGGUUCAGCUGCUGAAGCAUACAAAACGUGACAUUGUGGGCUCCCUCUGUGUGUUGCCCAAAACUCAGCAUGACCUCCUCUCCUUUGUGGUGGACAUGUGGUUCCAGACGGAAAGGAUGCUCUGCUUCUCUGUCAACGGGGUGUUCAAGGAAGUGGAUGGAAAUUCUCAAGGUUCUGUGCGUGCCUUCAGCCGGACCUUCAUCGCUACCCCUGCCAGCUGUUCCGGUAUAUUCAUCGUAAAUGAUGAACUAUUUGUGAGAGACAUCACCCCCAGAAAGACUCAAAGUGCAUUCUCCAUCCAAGUGCCGGCACCCAUCUCAAGCUCUGGGCCCAACCUCUCCCAGCAGCAGCAGGAAAUGGUGCAGGCUUUCUCCACCGAGUCUGGGAUGAGCCUCCAGUGAACUCAGAAGUGA
Messenger RNA from Rhinolophus ferrumequinum (greater horseshoe bat), 1893 nucleotides. RefSeq names its product nuclear RNA export factor 2-like. NCBI's taxonomy places the organism in Eukaryota, Metazoa, Chordata, Mammalia, Chiroptera, Rhinolophidae. Gene Ontology annotation, biological process: poly(A)+ mRNA export from nucleus. The record is from RefSeq and is a predicted model, not a curated record. Gene Ontology annotation, molecular function: RNA binding; protein binding. The transcript is spliced from 19 exons. Gene Ontology annotation, cellular component: nucleus; cytoplasm.